Messenger RNA from Anopheles gambiae (African malaria mosquito), 661 nucleotides. RefSeq names its product shematrin-like protein 1. The record is from RefSeq and is a predicted model, not a curated record. The transcript is spliced from 2 exons. NCBI's taxonomy places the organism in Eukaryota, Metazoa, Arthropoda, Insecta, Diptera, Culicidae. Bases 91 to 600 code for a protein of 169 amino acids.
GGCGCUAUAAAUGAUGCGUUCGAUUGUGUUUUUGGUAUCAGUAUUCGUACAGCUCUUCUAUCAAAACAACAUCCAACCAAACCAACUAAAAUGAAGUUCUUCAUUGCAAUCAUGGCUGUGGCGUUCGUCGCUGCCUCGGAGGCGUCCUACCUGCCAUACGAUGAUGUCCUGUCCUACCAGCACGGCUACGGCUAUGGACUUCCGGUGUCGAAGGUGGUCUAUGGCUCGUCGUACGGUCUCCCAGCAGCGGUGGACAAGUACUCCUACCCAUCAUCGUUGUACGGUUCCUAUGCGGCCGUGAAGAAAGUGGUCGAAUACCCGUCGGUUGCUCCAGUGCUGGCCACCAAGGUCGUUGAUAACAGCUACGAUCUGGGAUACAACAAGCUGGUCGCUCCAGUGCUGAGCAGCGGAUACGGUCUGGGAUACAACAAGCUGGUCGCUCCAGUUCUGAGCAGCGGAUACGGUCUGGGAUACAACAAGCUGGUCGCUCCCGUCGUCGCCACCAAAGUCGUCGAUAAUGGACUGUGGAACUAUGGAGGAUACGGUCUGGGAUACAACAAGUAUCUGUCGACUGCUCCCGUUGCCAAAUACGUGUUGUAAAUGUAGAUAAUAUUGUUUUAAUAAACCGGCUCCGAUUCAUGACGUGUGAAUGUUAACCCAA